Molecule: messenger RNA, 1365 nt
Organism: Yamadazyma jaroonii
Lineage: Eukaryota; Fungi; Ascomycota; Pichiomycetes; Serinales; Debaryomycetaceae
Source: the annotation of a GenBank genome assembly
AUGGAAUCUACUAUGACUGUUGAAGUUUCUACUGCCUCUGAUGAUGGAGUGAAUGUUGCUUCACUGAAACCAUCUUCAGCUGAUAUGGCUUUUUAUUAUGAAAGAUUAUUACCUUUCCGUUAUGUUUUCCAAUGGUUGAAUCAUUCACCUAAACCUACUAAAGAUUUCACAAUGAGAGAAUUCGCCUAUGAACAUAGAUCAGGAGCUUAUCAACGUUAUAAUUCAUUUGCCACAUUAGAUGAAUUCAAAAAAUCAGUAGUAUCGGCUAAUCCUAUGAGAUUUGAAAUUGGUCCAGUUUAUUCAGUCAACCCUAAAGAACGUAAAAAUUUAUCAAAGAAUGCUAUGAGACCUUUAGCUAAAGAAUUGGUUUUCGAUAUUGAUUUAACUGAUUAUGAUGGUAUAAGAACAUGUUGUUCAGGUACUAAGAUUUGUGAAAAAUGUUGGAAAUUCAUACAGGUAGCUGCUAAAAUUAUUGAUAGAUCAUUAAAAGAAGAUUUUGGUUUCAAACAUUUGAUCUGGGUUUUCUCUGGUAGAAGAGGGGCCCAUUGUUGGAUAAGUGAUGCCAGAGCAAGAAAUUUAGAUGAACUUACAAGAAGAUCGAUUGUGGAAUAUUUAGAUGUUCUUGGAUCUAAACAAGCUAAAAUGGGUAAACAAUCAUUAAAUUUAAAGAGACCUUUCCAUCCUCAUAUUGAAAGAUCGUUUGAAAUAUUGAAAACUUCUUUUGUAGAAAUAGUCCUUAAUGAUCAAGAUCCUUGGAAUGAUGACAAUGAACAAAUUGAUGAAAUGUUAGCUUUCCUUCCUGAUAAAGAUUUACAACAAGAAUUACAGAAAAAAUGGAAAAAUUCAUCAUCAAACUCUAAACAAAAAUGGGAAGAUAUUGGUAUAGUAGCAGAAAAGAUCAUUAAAAAUCAAGCUCGUUUAAAUGCAGUUAAUGAAGCUAAAAAAGAUAUAAUUUUCUAUUAUUUGUAUCCAAGAUUAGAUGUGGAAGUUUCUCGUCAAUUGAUCCAUUUGUUAAAAUCUCCAUUUUGUAUACAUCCUAGUACAGGUAACAUUUGUGUCCCAUUUGACCUUGAUUAUAAUUUAUCAGAUAAUAGAGAUGAUGAUGGUUAUGGGUUCAACCCAAUGCAUGCUCCUAAUUUAAUAACGAUUCAAAAUGAAUUGGAAUUAUAUGAUUCUCGCAACGUUGAUAGAGCUUCAAGCCAACCAUCAACUGAUGAUGAAAAUGAAGCUCCAACCACAAAAGUUUUAGAUUUUGAAAAGACAAGUUUAAAACCUUACGUGAAUUAUUUUGCAAAAUUCGUUAAUGAUUUGGUGAAAGAUGAAUUAAAGAGUCAAAAAAGAGACAGAGAUGAUCUUGAAUUUUGA